This is a messenger RNA of Sphaeramia orbicularis (orbiculate cardinalfish), 1372 nucleotides long. It is a transcript of the gene dapl1b.1, whose product is annotated as death associated protein 1b. The record is from RefSeq and is a predicted model, not a curated record. The transcript is spliced from 5 exons. Gene Ontology annotation, molecular function: death domain binding. The coding region runs from base 88 to 435 and encodes 115 amino acids. NCBI's taxonomy places the organism in Eukaryota, Metazoa, Chordata, Actinopteri, Kurtiformes, Apogonidae. Gene Ontology annotation, biological process: cellular response to amino acid starvation; apoptotic signaling pathway; negative regulation of autophagy.
CGUGUUGGGCAUAAAAACAAUCUGAGUGAGUGGGCGUUCGGUCGGAGCAGAUCUGCGGCUGCAUUCUCCAGCACAAGUUUAGGAAAAAUGGUGCAACAAGUCUCCAAAGCUGCAGGGAAGGCCACCUAUGUCCUGAAAGGCGGACAUCCUCCUGCAGUGAAAGCUGGAGGGAAACGUGUGGCCAAGAAAAGUCUGGAGGAAAACACCAGCCAUGGGACUGCAGAGAAGGAGACCAAGAGGUCUGACAAACUGAGGUCCUUUACCGCCUCCAGCAGGAUUCAACCAGCCAGUGUCCUCCUGGCAGGAACUCUGGACAAGCUCAGCCAUGACUUUCCAGAGACGCCGGUGAGCGUGAGACACAGCAGGGUCCGUCCUGCCGUGGAGAAAAUCCACUCCCCUCGACCUCACUGCAUCCAACAGCCCAAGAAGUACUGAAAACACAUCUGACACCACCCUGUUCAGUCGACUGUGAAAGACAAACAGGAAGUGGAAGCCACACCACACCAGGCGUUGUCUGAAGAGUCGGUGUCGAUAGGACGCUUUCGUUUUGCUUUUUUUUUUUUUUUUGUAUUUCUAGAAAAGAAGAUGCACUCCUUCAGACAGUGAUGAUACUAUGCACGAAGUUAAUGAUGCUCUUCUAGUGUUGAUAGAGAAAUGUAGGACAACAAGUGGCAUUAUGUGGGUCUGAGUAUGUGUAAAAGGGAGGGUUUGGGGUGUGGAUGGUGGAGAUUUUGACUAUUUAAUGCCUGGCACUUAAAGUUUAAUAAAAAGGAACGGCAUUGCAUCAAUAGAUCACUGCUUUUUUUUUUUUUUUUUUUGCAUAUUUCCUGUUGGGCUGCUUUGGCCACAAGGGGGCAGCAAAUACAUGUUAAACCCAUGGAGUAGAUCAGAGUAGAUGAUAAAAUGCAGCUCAUAAAUAUAUCCUGGAAUUUAGUGUUAAUGAGCUGGAAGGACAGACCGAGAUGGACGGAUGGACGGACACGUGGGUUCUAAACACAGUCCUGCUUCCCACUUGACAUUCUUCAGAGUGUUUACGUUAAGGCUUUGGUUUUACUACAUGUGCCCCUGUGGUGUUAGUGUUAGAGGGUAAACUCUGAUGGGUGGCUCAAACACAACCAGGACACGUCGUCUAAGGUGAGGGUGAAGUUUAAAGCAUUGUGGGUAGUUUCCAGAUCCUGCGUCUUGGAAUUUCUCGUGAUAAUUAAAUGGAUCAUGUGUAAUAAGAUCAUCAUGACUCUCUAACGUCACAUAUUUCCUGUUUAAUUCUGAUUUUUAUGAGCAAAAAAAUGAAAUGCUUUGUAUAACAUGUAGUUCCAAAAACAAAACGAAUGAAUUAAACAAUACAUGGAUAAAUAAAACACUUUUACCAACA